UCCACCAGAGAGGAAGAAUUUACUAAUCUGUCUCUGGACCUUCCACCUGGAGGUGGAACUGUUGAAAAAAUGCUGGAUAAUUACCUGAUGGAGACAGAGUUGGAGUACAGGUGUGAGUGUGGUGCCACCAAGUCAGGCCAGCGCUCAUCAUUCGCCACCCUGCCAAGAGUGCUGGUCCUGCAUUUGAAGCGUUUCCGGUACACUCCAACUUUCCAGCUGGAGAAGAUCCAUGACCCUGUCGAUCUUCAGAGGGAGCUGGUGGUGUCUUCAGGCCAGGAUGGUGCGUGCUACAGUUUGAUCAGCACCAUAAACCACAUCGGCACCACAGCAAGAAGUGGACACUACAUCUGUGACGGAGUGGACCCCGACGUGGGACCGGUGGACCUGACAGACCGCUGGUUCACAUAUAACGACACAGUGGUCACUCAAACAAGCGGUGUCAAUGUGUGCAACCAGCGGCAACGAUCCUCGUACAUCUUGUUUUAUCGGAGGCAGCCAGAGGACUAGACAGCAGGAGAGCGACUGAGGACCCAGUGGCAGGGACCAGAGGACAAACCACAGGACUGGACAGAUGACCUGGAGGCCGGACAGACGUGUCAAAUGGAGGGAGCUGAAGGACACAGCCCUCAGGAGGAUGGGCCCCCCCAGAGAGCCAGGUUCCUCCCAAGGUUUCUCCCUCAGAGGGAGUUUUUCCUUGCCACAGUCGCCCAAAAUCACAGCUCACAGUGAGCAGUGACAGGACUAAAUAUUUUAGCUCCAGGUCAAACUUUUACUGUCCUGUUAUCCUGUACAGUUGGUUUAAUCUUCUCUGUACAGCUAUGGCUUGCUCUCUGGGGAGAUGGUAAGGUGAUAAUAAAGGCCUUGACACAUCGAAACUAGAGAUGGGCGAUAUGUACUUGGUAGUCAACUAAUCUGGUGGUUAUUGCUGUCUCCAUCUUCCUCUUACAAAGUCUCUGAUUUUGUGCGUCGCACACACAAAUAUGUCAUCAGCUGUUAUUAUCUCUGGAUGACUAAUUCUUACCGUGAAGAUUUUUUCCCAGUAUAUCACCAACCAUAGAACAUCGCCCAUCUCUAAUCUCCACAUUAAGAAAUAUUUCAGAGAUUUCAACAAAAAAAUCAGGAAAAGUUAAA
Messenger RNA from Lates calcarifer (barramundi perch), 1131 nucleotides. Its product is annotated as ubiquitin carboxyl-terminal hydrolase 37. Bases 70 to 507 code for a protein of 145 amino acids. Gene Ontology annotation, biological process: G1/S transition of mitotic cell cycle; protein deubiquitination. NCBI's taxonomy places the organism in Eukaryota, Metazoa, Chordata, Actinopteri, Centropomidae. The transcript is spliced from 6 exons. Gene Ontology annotation, molecular function: cysteine-type deubiquitinase activity; cysteine-type endopeptidase activity. Gene Ontology annotation, cellular component: nucleus; cytosol. The record is from RefSeq and is a predicted model, not a curated record.